This is a messenger RNA of Aplosporella prunicola CBS 121167, 1560 nucleotides long. RefSeq lists its product as uncharacterized. The transcript is spliced from 3 exons. NCBI's taxonomy places the organism in Eukaryota, Fungi, Ascomycota, Dothideomycetes, Botryosphaeriales, Aplosporellaceae. Bases 117 to 1427 code for a protein of 436 amino acids. The record is from RefSeq and is a predicted model, not a curated record.
CAGCCAUCACAAUGCCCACUGCGUGUCCCGCGCUCGGAUGCCGAGAUGCUGGCGGCUAACUCCGAGAGCGUGUACAAAUACGGCCAUGGGUUGAGUACAAACUGACCAUAAACACCAUGGCAAACAUCCCCACAACCUCCGGCUACGUCCAAACCACCGAUCCCACAAAACCGCGCACCGACGCCGCCGUCCCCUUUCGAGAGCUCAUCCCUCCACCCGGCCACCCCCGCAUCGCAGGCAUAGAAUCCAGCACCGCGUGCAGCUGGUGCGACUCCCGCCGGCGCAUCGAAGCCCCCGCCUGGCUGAUUGACCGCCUCGACGCAAAGAACCUUGAGCGCCCAUUCCGCGGCUUUACGGCCGACGGCCGCGUCCAAGACGGCCUGUACCAGUACGAGGAGGACGAGGGUGCGCCCGUCGAAGCGGCUGCGGCGGCGGCCGAUGCCCUGCUGGGCUUGUUGUCGGACCAGCAGCGCAAGGAGACGCUUUUCCCGGACGUCGAGCAAGACGAGAUUCGCCUGUGGUCGAACCCCGAGCUUUAUGUCAACCCGGGCGGCCUGCGUCUAGACGAGUGCAGUGAGGAUGUCCGAGACGCGGCGCUCGGCUUGCUGAAGGCCUCGCUUUCGCCGGAGGGCUACGCCAAAGCCCGCGGCUGCUGCUUGACCAAUGGGUUCCUGGGCGAGCUGGUCAACGGGCCCCGUGUCCUGAACGAGCACUCGUACAACCUGCGACUAUUUGGGACGCCAAAUACAGCGCCCAAUGCGCCUUGGGGCUUCUCCUUCUUCGGGCACCAUCUAUGCCUCGUCGUCGUCUUUGCCGGGCGCCGCAUGGUUAUCGGGCCCUCGUUUAUGGGCGCGGAGCCUGACCGCAUUGACGAGGGGCCACAUGCGGGCUUGCGUCUGUUUAGGGAAGAGGAGCUGGACAGUCUCAAGCUUAUGCAGAGUCUGAGUCCGGAGCUACAGCAGCGCGCCACUCUGGCCACGGGCAUGGCGCCCCCAGAUCUACCCCCAGAUCGGUGGAACCCGUUUGACGAGCGGCACCUGGGCGGCGCGCGCCAGGACAACCGCGUCGUGCCGUACGAGGGCUGCCCCGUAACGGCUUUUCCACCAGAGCAACAGGACCGCCUCGUCGCCCUCUACCGCGCCUUCAACGCCUACUACCCGGCCCCCGUGCUCGAGCGCGUCCUCGCCCGCUUCCGCGCCCAUCUGCCCGAGACGUAUUUUGCGUGGAUUGGGCCGCACGGCGACGACGAUGCGUUUUAUGUGCGCAUUCACUCGCCCGUGGCGUUUUGCGAGCUGGACUUUCAUUGCGGGAUCUUUCUCACGAAUACGACGCCGGCAAGGUGCCAUAUCCAUACGACGAAUAGGUUCCCGAAUAGGGGGGAUUAUGGGAGCGCGCUGGUUGCGGGUUUGAGGGGGAGGGGUGCGUGAGAUGAUAGAUUUAUGAUUUUAUGAGUUGGAAUGAAUUGAUUUUGUUUACUUUUUUUAUGUUUCUGAAAUUGAGAGACUGAUUUUGUGAUUUGAAGUGUAAAUAUCUAGGGAGACAGUGAAGGGGAAGACAAAC